This is a messenger RNA of Bombyx mori (domestic silkworm), 7713 nucleotides long. RefSeq names its product alsin (gene Als2). The record is from RefSeq and is a predicted model, not a curated record. The transcript has 9 exons. Gene Ontology annotation, biological process: endosomal transport; regulation of GTPase activity. Bases 271 to 5067 code for a protein of 1598 amino acids. NCBI's taxonomy places the organism in Eukaryota, Metazoa, Arthropoda, Insecta, Lepidoptera, Bombycidae. Gene Ontology annotation, molecular function: guanyl-nucleotide exchange factor activity; small GTPase binding. Gene Ontology annotation, cellular component: intracellular membrane-bounded organelle; cytoplasm.
UCUCAAUACAUAAAUAUAUGUAUGUAUGUACAUAGUGUAAUCAAAAUCGUUUUUAAUUACUUUAUCCAUAAAUGUUGUGGAAAUUUUGCUUGAAGUCAUUAAUAUCUAUGAUGUUGUGGCAAUUCAAAAUGUUUUGGCAUCAUAAACUUAUUUUUGAUUCUAAAAAUACUUUGGCUCUGUGAUCUGUUUCGUUCAUUAAAUUGAGUUUUGUUAAUUAAAUUAGUGUUAAACAAACACCUACUUAUCAAUUUAAGAAAACUUGAUUAAAUAAUGAGUCAGCAUAAGUUUUGGAAAGGAGUGACUCCCCUAAACGUGCCGACGUCUCAACAAGUACCUGAUAAAGUUGUUAAAUUGUGCUCAUUAGAUACAAAUUUUAUUGUGUUAGGAAACGACCAUGGCAUCUAUUAUUGCGAAAAUGCAGACGAUUCUUUGAAUUUUAAAAGGGUGAGCGGUAUUUCAGCACUGGACAUAUCAUAUCAUAAUGGCAUACUAUAUAUCAUAGACACGCACGGGCGCCUAUUUAAAACAAAUUGUAGCUUUAAAAAUAAAGAAGAAAUUGUAGUAAAGGAAGACUCUAAAUGCUGCCCCCACGGGUUCAGGAGCUCAAGUUACAAAGUCAAAUUUCGGACUGUUGUAGCUAAUGAUUUUGGUCAACUAUUUAUUAGUAGUGAUGGGCAGUUAUGGGGCUCUGGAGCUAUGCCCCAAAUAUCACUAGAUUCUAAUAGUAUUAAGAAGAUACCGUUCUUUGAAGGAAGAACUGUAUACAGUGCCUCCAUUGGUCAAAACUUUGCUGCUGUGAUAGCAAGGAAAAAUGUUAAACAGUCUGAUAACUGCGAUACAGACAGUGAAAAUGAUGAAGAAGAAGUGUUCGCAACUAAUUGUUCACAGUGCCAGACUAUCAUAGGCCUUGCAUCUCCUGCAUCUGUGCCGUCCUUUUCUGAAACCUGUCCAUUAGGUGUUCAUAUAAGUAAAUCAAGUGAAGACUCAAGUAGUACUACUGCUCCACCUACAGAUUUUCAUAUUGAUGCUUACAGUUAUACUGAAGAUUCUAGUCCCUCUUCGGAGGAAUCAAAAAUAGCACAAAACAUUAUACAAACUACUGAAACAUUAACUGAAAGAAAAUGUGAUGAAUUAAUUAAUACAGAAAAUGGUGAUGGCUCAGAUAAAGAUAGUGAUACAACUGAAGCCGAUGCAGAAAAGAUUAAUAAUAUAUUCAUGAAUGCUGAUGCGGCAAGACAGUUUUUAAGUCGACAAUUAUCAUGGGUGUCAGCUGGUGAAGAUUAUUUAGUGGAAUAUACAGAAAAACCUACAAGAAUCAUAAAAGAGAAUGUUUCAAAUCUCACUAAUUUUGUCUAUGAAGGUGUUAAAACUGUAGGUGAUAAAGUUGCAACACUUUCGAGGCAUGUCAGUGGUAGUAGCGAAAACAAUGAGACAGUAGAACAACUAUCAAGAAAUCAGAACGAAGAAACCAAGUCCCUCAUGUACAGCUGCACUUCAAACUGUAAUGUAGAUGAUCUGCAGUUUUCCACCAGCACUAUUAGUAGUGAAAAAGAGUUUGAAGAAGCCAGAAAAAAAGAGACUAUUAAGAACAUGUCUAAACUAGGAAGGAAUAUUUUAGCUACAGAAUUAUGGACUUGGGGUGACAUAAGUUAUGGACAGUUAGGAAUUGGUGACACAGUCAAAAGGGUUAAACCAAUGAUUGUCAUGAGUUUAUCGGGGUUUGGGCUACAAAAAGUUUCUUGUGGGAGUUUGCAUUGUUCUACGCUCACGCUCGAUGGACGAAUGUUUGCUUGGGGAUACAAUCAUUACCAUCAAUUAAGCUUCGGUUCAAGAGAAGAUAAAAGUGGACCACAACAAUUUACAGAAAACUCAGAGAGCGAUAGAAUUAGGGAUGUCAUUGCUGCUGAUCAUCAUACUCUAGUCUACACGCACAAUGAGAAUAUAUUAUACAUGGGCAAACACACAGAUGGUUUCACAGAAUCUGUUGUGAAUUUAAAUCCUAGUUUGUUAGAGGAAGAUAGUGAGAAAUCUCCAAGCAUGGUGACUAUAAAAAUUACAGAGCCACAACACCAUACAAGUAAACCCCAAAAUCUGUGUUAUCACUGGAGAAUCUUAUCUUCAGGUAAUAUUAGUUAUUGCUCAGUAGAAAACUCAAAGAAAAAUCCACAGUUCCAAGACUUAUCUAUUGCUCAAAGAUAUCUAGAAGAAAUGUUACUGAUUUAUCAAAAUCUUAUUAAGGUUUUUUUGAAGAAAAGUAAAGCAAUUACUGCACAUUCCAAUGUUUAUGAAACAGUAUGUGAUAUUUUUGGUGACAUAUUGAAUGUCACAGCUUUAAAUGUAUUAUCAGUUUGGCAGUAUGCAGAAAAACAUAUAAAUGAAUGUGAUAUAUCAUUGAUUAAAAAUUUAGAAGAGUUUAUUUUUUUGUAUAGAAAGUAUUAUGUAGCUGUAAGCAAUUUAAUUGUUAUUGGUGGUUUCACCCAAAUCAAUAGUGUUAUUGAUGUCCCAACGAGUAUUUAUAAUUUAUUUAGUGAUCAACUUCCUUCGAACAAACAGAAAAAUAGUAAAAAGACAUCAGAAGCCAUAAUAGGUCUUGCCUUUGUGCAACCAUUAACAAGAUUAAGUUCAUACAAAUGUAUAACUCAAUCUAUAUUGAGACAUAAAACCAAGAGAAAAAAAGGCGAAAUUGUAUUAAAGAUUGAAGAAAGAUUAAAUAAAGUUGUUUCAUCAUUUGAUUCAUUAAUAGAAGAGCAAGAAAAAAAACGUAAAGAAGCGGAAGUUACGAAAUUAUUUUGGGAAACAAUUGGUAAAAGUUUGGAGCAAUAUAGAGCUCCAGAACGACGAUUAAUAAGAGAAUCAAAAUCUCGACCUAUAUAUCUAGUCAAUCCUGGAAGAUUUUCAUCACAUUGGUUCAUUUUAUUUAAUGACAUAUUUGUUCAUGUUAGUGGUAGCUCACCUAGUGUGCACCCCCUUCAAACCCUGUGGGUCGAGUCUGUCAUACAUUCUGAUCCAUCACAAUACAUAAUCCAACUUACUACUCCAGAAGAAGUUAUAUCAGUGUCAACAGUUACCGAGCAAGAGAAAACUGAAUGGAUACAAGCUCUGAAUAAUUCCAUAAGAAUAAUUUUGAACAAAGAAUCUGUAUUUAAACUACCCUCAAUAAGAUCAGCAAGUUAUACAUUCUCAAGUAAAAGCACAUUUUUUAAAGAUUCGAAAUACAUUGGUAGAUGGUUAGAUGGUAAAGUACAUGGAAACGGUAAAGUAGAAUGGUCAGAUGGCAAGCAGUACAUUGGACAAUUUCAACUAAAUACUCUAUGUGGCCAUGGAAAAAUGGAAAUACCUGGUGUAGGGAUUUAUGAAGGCCAGUGGAAAGAUAACUUACAGAAUGGCUACGGUAAAAUGAAGUAUUGCUCGGGUGACAUAUAUGAGGGAUAUUUCAAAGACGGUCAGCCUCAUGGACAUGGUAUUAAAAAGCAAGGAGAUUUCACAUCUUCAUCUGCAACUAUUUACACUGGAGAAUGGGUUAACGGGGCAAGACAAGGCUACGGUGUCAUGGACGACAUUGGAAAAGGAGAAAAAUAUUUAGGAAAUUGGAGUGACAACAAGAAACACGGAUGUGGGUUGAUCGUGACUUUGGACGGAAUAUAUUACGAAGGUUUAUUUACGCAAGAUGUGUUGACGGGUCAUGGGGUUAUGGUGUUUGAAGACGGUACACAUUACGAAGGCGAAUUCAGAUCUGCUGGUGUAUUUUCUGGUAAAGGAGUUCUCACAUUUUCUAGUGGGGAUAAGAUAGAAGGUUCAUUGAGCGGGGCUUGGACUGAGGGAGUUAAAAUAUCGAAUGCCACCAUGCAUAUGAACGUAUCGAAUCCUGUGUUGCCAGCUAAUCCCAAACCUAAUUCAUUCGGAAAAUUAAGCGUAGCACCAAACCAGAAAUGGAACGCUCUAUUCCGCCAGUGCUUCCAAUGCUUGGGUAUAUCAGACGCGGUGCUAACACCCACCGGUAAUCAUUUUGCCCACGGACCAUCGGGUCCAACGGUGGACAACGUGAAGAUAUGGCAAAACGUUGCGGUAGCGAUAUCCUCUUCCCAUAAAGAGGGAAUGAAAACGAGCCUUAAAAGGAAUAAAAGCACUGAUCUUGAAAAAUCUGUGGAUUGUUUGGAAGUCAUACCAAAGUUUGGACAAGAUACUUUGAAUUUAGACGAAUAUACGGAAUUGAAGCAGUAUUUGUACAAUGCUUGCGAGUCCUCUCACCAUCCGCUGGGGCAGCUGGUUCUGGGCUUGACGAACGCAUUCAACACGACGUACGGAGGCGUCCGUGUACAUCCGCUACUUCUCAGUCAUGCGGUCAAAGAACUCAAAAGUAUAACCGCGAGGCUCUACCAAGUGGUGAGGCUUCUGUUCCCAGCCCUACCCUCAGAGAAUGCCGAUCUAGUCUUGCCGUAUAAGACCCAAGAGAACGACGAUGAAGUUGAAAACGAUAGCAAUCCUAUUCACGGUGAAGUGGUAUCGGCAGCUGCAUUGCUUCAGCCAACGUUGUUGCCUCGUGUGCACCCGGCUCUAUUCGUGCUGUAUGCGUUACACAACAAGAGAGAAGACGACAUGUACUGGAGGAGGCUGCUGAAAUGGAACAAACAGCCGGAUAUCACUCUGAUGGCCUUCCUCGGGAUCGAUCAGAAAUUCUGGGUGAGUUACUCGUCGCAAAACAAUCAGUCACCUCCUUACUCUCCGAUGAAGGAUCAACACUUUCAAGAGGCAGUAGAAACGCUUCAGCAAUUGAAGACCACUUUCUCGCCGAUCGAGAAACUCCUCGUCAUAAGGAAUACAUUUCAGAAGAUGACCAGCGCCGUCCAACAAGAAUUAGGUCAAAACUACCUAUGGACCAUGGACGAGCUGUUCCCGGUCUUCCAUUUCGUGGUGGUCCGCUCCAGGAUCCUGCAGCUCGGCUCCGAAAUACAUUUCGUUGAGGACUUCCUCGAGCCGGGCAUGCAGCAUGGGGAACUCGGCCUUAUGUUCACCACUUUAAAGGCCUGCUACUUCCAGAUACUUCAAGAGAAGAUGUCGAUGAAUUAGUAAAAUAUUUAGUGUUUUUUUCGGUUUUCGCGACCCGUAGACACAAUUAAGACUAUUCUUAAGGCUUAAUCUCGCAUUUAUUAUUUUCAUUUUAUCGUUUUUAAACGUAAAUUAACAGUGGCAAAUUUUAAGAAAAUAUUUUUAUUCUCAAACUAGACGGUAGUCGACAAUAUUCAAUUAUCGACGAAUAACACUUGAGACGAAAGAUGUUUUCGCAGAACGCGAGGAGACGCGUCGUAGACGUUCCGAUAAUAGCUAUUUGGGAACUUGUAUAUAUUAUGCAAGCUUAUCUUGAAAUUGUCGUUAGCGAGAUUCAGUUAUCUGUCAGUUAUCUGUCUGUUAUUUUGUGUUCUAUGAUGGUUACCAUCACAUUAGAAUAGUAGGAAAACACCUCAGACGACCAUGACCAAGAAAACUGUAAAGUAUACUAUAUUAUAAGUAUAAUAUACGCGAGAUUAAACCGUAAAUAUAGUUUUAAUUAUAUCAUAAAAUAUAGAUUUAGAUGUAGAUUAUGUAAUCAAAUGAUCUCCUAGUUGGUAUUGCGUUGUAUGUACAUAAAUAAUAUAAUUAUAUAUUCUAAUGAAUUCUUUUGAAUUAAUAUUCACAGGAUAAAAAAAUUAACGUCCCUAUAUAGACAGACGUGCUUGUUGCAAAUUUAAUUUAAAAAAUAUACAUAUAAUUUGUGCUCUGUGACAAAAAAAUGUGACAUCACAUCAAAUCGGUAAAUUUUCAAUAUGGUAUUAUUAUUAUUUCACAUAGUCAAAAAAAUCAAUAUAUUUUUUUAUGAAAUUAAUUUUAAUAAGAUAGACGGAAUUUAUUACUGUUAUCUUUGAAGCUACUAUUGAGAUUAGCUUGGAAGCAAAAUUUUAACAUACCCCAAUAUAUAAUAAUUUAAUUAUGUAUAAUGUAGCUGUGUGUUGGAACUUUGUAUAGGAAUAUGUAGAUGAACUCGCCUCACAGAUAGCUUAAAAUAAUAAAAUAAAAACUAUUUAUGUUUCAAUAUAUAUUUUUUAUAUUUCACGACAUUAGGUCUAUAACCAUUGGCGUCUAUAUUUAAUUUCUUUCAUACGGAUCCUUAAGUGUUUUCGUUUUACUGAAAAUAAAUAUUAGAUUAAAUAAUUAAAGGAAUCUUAUUGACGCAUGAAUAAGGCAUCUAUUUUUUUUUGUUACAUGGACUCAUGGUGCACCCGAUGCUAAGUUGUUAGUGGACACUAUAAUUUUUUUACUGGUGCCAGGAUAUCUUGUGAGUCCGCGCGGGUAGGUACCACCGCCCUGCCUAUGUCAGCCGUUGACGUGUAAUAUUUUUUUUUGUUUUUUGUUAUCAAACUUAUUUUGUAUUAUAACUCAAAUGUAUUCGUGGGUAAUUAAUUAUUUAUUACAAUUAUGAAACUAAAGUUUUUUUUAGUAAUUUAAGUAGCUUUAACAUUAAAACGAUUGUACAAAAUUCAAUAUCAAACGACGAAAAAACGUUUUGCUGUAGUCAAAUUAUAAUACGUAGUUACGUUUUUUUAAUAAAUUAAAUUUGAUUAUCGAUUAAAUAAUCUUAUGCUUUAACUAUAAUUAAGUGUUAUUUAUUUAUAUUAUUGAGAUGUUUAUUUUUGUACCUGUAAUUAAUGGAAUGUUAUUUAAUAUAACUAAUAUAUUAUUGUUUAUAUUACAUUCAAAUUCAUUAUAGUGAUAUUGGUAUUCUAAUGUUCAAAUCAUUAAUCCCACCUCUAAAAUAUUGAUUCCGAUUCCAAUAAACUUUUUGUUUUGUUAUAGUAAGCCGGCACGUAAGUUGGCAAGGUUUUGGUGUAGUGGGGGUAAUGUCGCGCAUAGUGCACAUUGUAACAAAAAAUGGUCACUUUUAUUGCCCGUAUAUAAUUUAAUUUAAUUAAAUUAAAUUUUUUAUUUGCCUCAGUGACUGCAUCGACUAUAUGGUCAUUGAUAUUUGGUCCUGGUAUUGCAAACAAAUUUAAAACAAUAAUAACAACUCGUAACAAAAACUCAAUAUAAACAAAGGGUUCCUACAACUUUAGUAGGCGCAUGUGUAACCGGGAGCGAACGGAACGUGGACGCGGUGCGGGAGGGGAGGGUCGACUGACUCACCAAUCGCGCGCUCGGAAUGGUGCUACGUCUUUCCCCGCAUCCCGCUUGACAACCAAAGAGACCUAAAAAACGACUUCUGCGCAUCUAACGACUCUUGCCAAGUUACGUGCCGGGGACUAUAUGUAGCUUUCACCUAAAGUAUGCGUCUCAUUCAAUAUGGACGAUGAAGAUAAAUUUUCUGAUUCAAUUUUAUAUUGUAGAUAUUAAGUAACAUGAAAAGGUUUUAAUGCCAAAAAAAGAUACGAGUUUAUAAUAUUUACGCUGAGAUAUGCGCGAUUGGCUUAUGGCGUUAGUGACGUCAUCGCCUCGUUUGGACGUCACAGAAAAAGUUUGUUGUUAUUAGCUGAUCGUGAUACCUUCAUCGCCAGGAGACUGCUUUUUCAGCUGCUCUAGUUAUUAAGCCUAAUCUCAGCUUCAAAACUUGGACUAAAAUGGCGGUGUUAUCGGUACCACGGAUAGAUUUGUUGUAUUUUAAACGUAUGUAUUUAUAUGCUAUCAAAAGUAAUAUUAUGUAUUUAAAAACUUUUCAAAGUUUAAUAAAUAUUGCAAAUAACGGUA